AUGUGCUGGCUUCUGCUGUAUCCUCUGAUGCUGGGGUUCAGCAUCGGCCCGGCGGAAUGCCAGACGCCCAGCAUCUACGACGAUGUAGAGAGUACCAGGGAAGGCCAAGAAGCCUCUCUGCGUCCCACAGUAGAACUUAAUGAGUCGAAGUCCCCAGACAAGCCUAAUCCACGAGGCUUCCCGGGCAAGUCCUGUGCCAACAACAGUGACACGCUGGAGCUCCCGGCCAGCUCUGAAGCACUGCUUCUGGGGUGGGUCCCCACGAGGCUGGUACCUGCCAUCUAUGGGCUGGUGGUGGUCGUGGGGCUGCCUGCCAAUGGACUGGCGCUGUGGGUGCUGGCCACAAGGGUCCCACGCCUGCCAUCCACCAUUCUGCUCAUGAACCUGGCAGUGGCUGACUUGCUACUGGCCCUGGUGCUCCCACCACGACUGGUUUAUCACCUGCGUGGCCAGCGCUGGCCGUUUGGGGAGGCUGCCUGCCGGGUGGCCACAGCUGCCCUCUAUGGCCACAUGUAUGGUUCAGUGUUGCUUCUGGCCGCAGUCAGCCUGGACAGAUACCUGGCCCUGGUGCAUCCUUUGCGGGCCCGGGCAGUGCGUGGUCAACGCCUCACCACCAUACUCUGCUUGGUGGCCUGGCUCUCUGCAGCCACUCUAGUCUUGCCACUCACGUUUCAUCGGCAGACCUUCCUAUUGGCUGGCUCCGAUCACAUGCUGUGUCAUGAUGCGCUGCCAUUGGCGGAGCAGACCUCCCAUUGGAGACCAGCCUUCAUCUGCCUGGCUGUCCUGGGCUGCUUUGUGCCACUGCUAGCCAUGGUCCUGUGCUAUGGGGCCACCCUUCGUGCACUGGCAGCCAAUGGUCAGCGCUACAGCCAUGCAGUGAGACUGACAGCCCUGGUCCUGUUCUCAGCAGUGGCCGCUUUCACACCUAGCAACGUGCUUCUGGUGCUGCACUAUUCAAACCCAAGCCCUGAGGCCUGGGGCAAUCUCUAUGGAGCCUAUGUUCCCAGCCUGGCACUCAGCACCCUUAACAGCUGCGUAGACCCUUUCAUUUACUACUAUGUGUCCCACGAGUUCAGGGAGAAGGUACGGGCUAUGUUGUGUCGCCAGCUGAAGGCCAGCAGCUCCUCUCAGGCCUCCAGGGAGGCUGGAAGCCGAGGGACCGCCAUUUGCUCCUCUACGCUUCUGUGACUGUUAGCUGAGUUGGGAAGGGGACGUUCAGGCUCGACUGGAUCUCCCCUUAAACUGUCCCUCCUGAACCCUCAGGACAUGACCUUAUUUGGAUAUGCACUUGGCGCGACCUUCAUUAGUGGAGCUGAGGUCCACUGGAAAUGCCCUUGUAAAAGGCCUGGGUACCAUACACCUGUCACCCUAGCACUAGGGAGGUGGAGAGGAGGAUCAGAAGCCCAGCGUUGUCUUUGACUAUGUAGUGACUUCGCAGCUAGGCUGGGCUAUGCGAGAGUCCAGAGGCGGAGAGGUAUCACGAGGUCACUGACGAGGGGAUGCUGAGAAAGCAGAAUUGAGCCUGUUUCCCACUCAGAGGAUCCAGCCCCAGACACCCUGAUUUUGUCAUUGUGCCUCUUAGAACUUCACACUGUUGUGCUUUGCAUGUGUCUGCACAGCGUAGAUGUGUCUUCACAUGUAUAUUGUAUGUGUCUGUGGGUACUCGAAGAGGCCAAAGGAUGAUGGGUGUGUACCUCAAUUCCCUCUCUACCUUUAAAUUUUGUAAG
Molecule: messenger RNA, 1727 nt
Organism: Rattus rattus (black rat)
Lineage: Eukaryota; Metazoa; Chordata; Mammalia; Rodentia; Muridae
Gene: F2rl3
Product: F2R like thrombin or trypsin receptor 3
Exons: 2
Coding region: 1-1188 (395 amino acids)
Biological process (GO): positive regulation of Rho protein signal transduction; thrombin-activated receptor signaling pathway; phospholipase C-activating G protein-coupled receptor signaling pathway
Cellular component (GO): membrane
Molecular function (GO): thrombin-activated receptor activity
Source: RefSeq, a predicted model, not a curated record